AUGCUUCAAAUAAUUUUAAGCAUAAUCUUUUGUUUGGUUUUCCUUCCUUUAUUUAUCAACAGCAUCCUUGCAAACUUCAGCCAUGAAGCUGUGGAUGAAAAUCAAAACAGCACAGAUGACACUUGGUGCCUUUAUGAUGGACACGAGUGGAUCUUCACUGUGAUUCCAGUGUACAUCUUGAUCAUCAGUGUGCUGGGAAUCUUCUUGAAUGUCUUUGUGUUGAUGGUUUUCUGGCUCCACAAAAAGGCCUGUACUGUGGCUGAGAUCUACCUGAGCAACCUGGCUGCUGCCGACCUCUUUCUGAUGUCUCCUUUUCCCGUCCUUGCUGUGAUUGCAGGAACAAAAUAUGACUUGCACCUUAGUGAAACUGUUUGUAAACUGCUUCCCUUCGCCAUCAGCAUGAAUGUCUACUGCAGCAUCAUCAUCCUUGCUCUGGUGAGCAUUGACCGAUAUUUGGCACUAGUUCACCCACUGACCAGUGGAAGAAUGCGGAGGCCAUUUUAUGCCAAAGUGGCAUGUGUGCUGGUGUGGGGUGUAUGCUUUCUCUUGAAUGUUCCCUCACUCAUUUACAGGGAAGUUGUACAUGACUCUGAGAGAAAUUUUACCACAUGUGAUUUAAAUUUUCCAAGUCCUUCCAUGUUUCUGGUGUUUGAAGGGAUCAGUUUAUUCAUCUUCAUCAUCCCCACUUUCCUUAUUUCCUUCUGCACCCUCAAAAUCACUAACGCUCUGAGUGGGACGUUGAAGAAGGAGUUAAAUGCUCAGAAAAAAGAGCAGAAGGCCACCACUCUGGUCCUGGUGGUCCUCUUGGCAUUCCUGAUCUGCUGGGUACCAAUGCAUGUGGUUAGCAUACUAGACCUGCUCAGUAGAGUUAAUAUUCUGAAUGGGUGCCGCUUUUUCAAAAAUUUGUACAUCUACCAACGCAUUUUCACCAGUUUAGCCUUAUCCAACAGUGUUCUCAACCCCAUUCUCUAUGUCAUUGUAGGGAAAACCUUCCAGAAAAAAGUUAAGGAAUUAUUCAUGCAGGUGAAAACAAACCUGUCAAGAUGUCAUUAAGCUGAAGAUGCUUCAAGCUGAUCUCCAAUAAAAGUAAUUUUUAAUUGCAGUGCAUGUUUUAAGGAUUUUGUACAAUGAAACUGACUAUUGCUUACGAAGACAUAAUGUCAGAAAAAGUUUUGCUCACAUUACAAUUAAAUGAUCCUAAUAUUCAGGAUGUAUUCAUGUUCAAGCUGUUUCUCAGAAGGGUGAAGCCAAGACAAUGUCAUGUUUAUUUGAUUACAUACUGUGGUGAGAACCUGCUCACUCUGGUGUAUCUUUCAGAGAAUCUUUCGCAACACAGUCCU
Amphiprion ocellaris (clown anemonefish) is the source of this 1340-nucleotide messenger RNA. Its product is annotated as B2 bradykinin receptor-like. Bases 1 to 1053 code for a protein of 350 amino acids. The transcript has a single exon. Lineage: Eukaryota; Metazoa; Chordata; Actinopteri; Pomacentridae. The record is from RefSeq and is a predicted model, not a curated record. Gene Ontology annotation, cellular component: membrane. Gene Ontology annotation, biological process: neutrophil chemotaxis; G protein-coupled receptor signaling pathway; immune response. Gene Ontology annotation, molecular function: bradykinin receptor activity.